UGUAUGAAUUUGAUAGAUUUCUAUCGAAAUUCGCGCCAAAAUUUGUUUCGCGUGAAGGUAAAUGCAGCUUUUAAUAUAACUGUGUGCGUUUAUACGGAUGCAGUGAAUAAUAUUUAGAUUUUGAAGAUAAAUAUUGUUGUAAAUAAAUGGCAGAUCAAGUUAGUUCACCACCUCCGGCAACGCCGAGUGAUGUUGAUGAUCGUCGGGAUUUGCGUGCUGCUUUAACUUCGCCUGUAGGUGAUUUUGAACCAUUCGAAAAUGAGGAUGAAAUUCUGGGCGAUCAAACCAUACGAGAUGAGGAGGAUGAGGAUGGUGAAGAAUUAUUUGGUGAUAAUAUGGAAAACGACUACCGGCCUAUGCCUGAGUUGGAUCACUAUGAUCCCGCAAUGCUGGACGAUGAAGAUGAUUUCUCGGAGUUGUCACAGGGAGAGCGGCUGGCAGCAGAGGCUGAAAUGCGAAAGCGUGAUCGUGCUCUAGGUAUUCAUCGUGAUGAUCGUGAUAUAGGUUUUGAUCAAAGCGAUGACGAUGAUGACGUUGGACCACGAGCAAAACGGCGCGCGGCCGAAAAAGCAGCAGAGGGAGAAAUAGAAGAUGCAGAAAUGAUAGAGUCCAUAGAAAAUUUAGAAGAUACCAAAGGUCAUUCCACUAAGGAAUGGGUUAGUAUGCUUGGACCACGCACUGAAAUUGCAAAUCGUUUUCAAUCAUUUUUGCGUUCUUUCGUUGACGAACGAGGCAUAUACACCUACCGUGAUCGUAUUCGACGAAUGUGUGAACAAAAUAAGUCGUCAUUUGUUGUAUCAUACACAGAUUUGGCCAACAAGGAACAUGUAUUGGCUUACUUUUUGCCUGAGGCACCUUUUCAAAUGUUAGAAAUCUUCGAUAAGGUUGCGAAAGAAAUGGUUUUGUCAAUAUUUCCCACAUAUGAACGUGUUACCACUGAAAUCCAUGUACGUAUUUCAGAGUUGCCUCUUAUAGAAGAACUACGUACUUUUCGCAAAUUGCAUCUCAACCAAUUGGUUCGUACUCUUGGUGUGGUAACAGCAACAACGGGAGUUUUACCUCAACUUUCAGUUAUAAAAUACGAUUGCGUGAAAUGUGGGUACGUUUUAGGACCAUUUGUACAAUCACAAAAUACAGAAGUGAAACCGGGAUCAUGUCCUGAGUGUCAAAGUGCUGGACCUUUUUCGAUUAAUAUGGAACAAACACUUUAUCGAAAUUACCAGAAGAUUACAUUGCAAGAAUCACCUGGUCGCAUUCCAGCUGGUCGAAUUCCUCGUAGUAAGGACGUCAUUCUUUUAGCGGAUCUUUGCGAUCUAUGCAAGCCAGGUGAUGAACUGGAGGUGACUGGCAUUUACACAAAUAACUAUGACGGUUCUUUAAACACUGAACAAGGUUUUCCGGUCUUCGCUACAGUUAUAAUUGCAAAUCAUAUAAUUGUUAAGGACAGUAAGCAAGUGGUACAGUCCCUCACGGAUGAAGAUAUUGCUACCAUCCAGAAAUUAAGUAAAGAUCCAAGAAUUGCGGAGAGAAUAAUUGCAUCAAUGGCUCCGUCUAUAUAUGGUCAUGAUUAUAUCAAACGUGCACUUGCGUUGGCAUUAUUUGGAGGAGAAUCAAAAAAUCCUGGCGACAAACAUAAAGUGAGAGGAGAUAUAAAUCUACUGAUUUGUGGCGACCCUGGGACAGCCAAAUCUCAGUUUUUGAAAUACACAGAAAAAAUUGCACCCCGAGCUGUUUUCACCACAGGUCAAGGUGCCAGCGCAGUAGGUUUGACGGCAUACGUUCGUCGAAAUCCAAUUUCGCGUGAGUGGACUUUAGAGGCAGGUGCCCUAGUAUUGGCCGAUCAAGGCGUAUGUCUUAUCGACGAGUUCGACAAAAUGAAUGACCAAGAUCGAACAUCAAUUCACGAAGCAAUGGAGCAACAGUCAAUCUCGAUAUCAAAAGCCGGAAUUGUAACUUCUUUACAAGCGCGCUGCACUGUAAUUGCGGCAUCGAAUCCCAUUGGCGGCCGGUACGAUCCGUCCAUGACAUUUUCUGAAAAUGUUAAUCUUUCGGAACCAAUUCUUUCCCGGUUCGAUAUUCUAUGUGUCGUUAAAGAUGAAUUUGAUCCUAUGCAGGACCAACAUUUAGCUAAGUUCGUUGUAAAUUCUCAUAUUAAACACCAUCCCUCAAGCGAAGAGUACGUAGAAGAUUCACAGGUAACCGGAGUUUCUGAAAUACCUCAAGAUCUUUUGCGUCAGUAUAUUAUUUAUGCAAAAGAAAAUGUCCGACCUAAACUAACGAACAUUGAUGAGGAUAAAAUAGCCAAGAUGUAUGCUCAACUUCGUCAAGAGUCAUUUGCUACCGGCUCGUUACCAAUAACAGUGCGACACAUUGAAAGCGUUAUCCGGAUGUCCGAAGCACAUGCCCGAAUGCAUUUACGUGAAAAUGUUGUUGAGUCCGAUGUAAGCAUGGCUAUAAGAAUGAUGUUAGAAAGCUUCAUCGAAGCCCAGAAGUUCAGUGUAAUGAAGAAGAUGCGAACAGCAUUCCAGAAAUAUCUUUCCUUCCAAAAAGAUCACUCUGAAUUGUUAUUCUUUAUUCUUCGACAAUUGACACUUGAUCAACUAGCCUACAUUCGUUGCAAAGAGGGUCCGAGCGCAACACACGUUGAAAUAAUGGAAAGAGACCUCAUUGAACGAGCCAAGCAGUUGGACAUUUUCAAUUUGAAACCAUUUUAUGAGUCGGAUGUUUUUAAACAAAAUGGAUUCUCUUAUGACCCAAAACGGCGCACAAUUCUUCAGAUUGUCACAGAAGCUGCUGUUUAGUAAACUUCGUAUGAAUUUCAUAGGACACAUUCAAGAAAUAUUUCAGUACUACUUCAUUGCAUUAUUUGUCAUUAACAUAAUAUUUAAUGUAUUCCACAACAAAGCGCCGUACCUAAAGUACAAUUUUCAAUAAAGUUUUACAUAAUACAAAGAAAG
Ceratitis capitata (Mediterranean fruit fly) is the source of this 2957-nucleotide messenger RNA. It is a transcript of the gene Mcm2, whose product is annotated as DNA replication licensing factor Mcm2. Gene Ontology annotation, biological process: DNA replication; double-strand break repair via break-induced replication; mitotic DNA replication initiation. The coding region runs from base 147 to 2801 and encodes 884 amino acids. NCBI's taxonomy places the organism in Eukaryota, Metazoa, Arthropoda, Insecta, Diptera, Tephritidae. The record is from RefSeq and is a predicted model, not a curated record. Gene Ontology annotation, cellular component: nucleus; MCM complex. Gene Ontology annotation, molecular function: single-stranded DNA binding; 3'-5' DNA helicase activity; single-stranded DNA helicase activity. The transcript has 4 exons.